AUGUCUGACGUCCCACCAACUACACCAUUUAUGAAGCCUGAAUGGGUGUUGGUCUGUGGUGAAUGUGGUGAUGAGCUGGCAUGGCGCGUGGUUAGUUCAAGCAAGAACGACAACCUUGGGUGGUGGUAUGCUAUGUGCUCUAAGAAGAUGCCUGCAGGAAAACCUGAGUUCUUUUGGUGGGGGUCUCCGAAGUCUUCACCAAACCAAUCUCCCCCUGACCUAUCACCGACUUUGCAUUCUGGCUUCAUUUCAUGCCAUGUUGCUGUUGGUUGCGAGCAUCAAUGCUGCCGCAAACAUUGUCUUGCCUUUGGCAGGUGCCACCUUAAGAAGCAUAAGCUAUCUCCAGCUGAAUGUCAACACUUUGCUGCCAUCGAUCCUGCGUUAUUGGUCCCACCAAAUCCUCACCACCGUAAUUCAAUGACUCCAUUGGACACCCCAGAUUCAAUUCAACCUAUGCUAGACCUAGAUAUGUGUGCUCCUACCCCAAUCCUACCCCAUGAAAGGUCUUAUGCCACCCUUCCACCGACAUCUAUGACUCCUGCAACCACUCAAGAAUCGUCUGCUGGGCCAUCCAAACUUCCUGUCACAUGCACAAAGAAGGGUAAAGCUCGUGCUGUCAAAGAUGUUGAUAUGCUCACACAUUCUUGCCAUCCAUCACAACUUCCACCGGUCUUCACGCAACGAUAUGCUGAACAAGAGCUGAUCCUCCAGCAGCAGAAAACCCAAGAUGCUGAACAGCAUGACCUUGCACGGUGUGCAGCCAACACCAUUCAUGCCUAUGGCUGGUCCAAGGAUGGCAACGAGGCCGAGAUGUUUGAGGUCCAGAAUGGAUUUACCUAUCCCCAGCUCUGGAUGACUGCCUCCAUCCUUUCUGCUCUAGGCUUGACUGCUGGUGAGGACGGCUCCUCCAUGCUGCAGUACUAUAACUCAGCAAGGAGCAGAUGGAUCAAUAUCGUCCAGGGUCAUGUCAUCACUCUUGACAUGCACCAUAUCUUCGUGUGCAACAUUGGUGUCUCUGUCAUGCCUGACUUUGAUACCAUAUUUCAUGGCUGUGAUGCCAGUGAAGCUGGCGUCCCAAACAUCCGAACCAAUCUCCAAGCCAAGCGUGCAGCUGUUCGCAAUGCCAACAACUGUGAUCUACUGAAGCUGACGUCCACAAAGAGACUAGGUUCAGUAAUUGAGGUCUCUAGCAGUUCAGACGAUGAAGUCGUUGCUCUGUUAUGA
Suillus paluster is the source of this 1224-nucleotide messenger RNA. RefSeq lists its product as uncharacterized. The transcript is spliced from 4 exons. Bases 1 to 1224 code for a protein of 407 amino acids. Lineage: Eukaryota; Fungi; Basidiomycota; Agaricomycetes; Boletales; Suillaceae. The record is from RefSeq and is a predicted model, not a curated record.